This is a messenger RNA of Chenopodium quinoa (quinoa), 1829 nucleotides long. RefSeq lists its product as uncharacterized. The transcript is spliced from 10 exons. NCBI's taxonomy places the organism in Eukaryota, Viridiplantae, Streptophyta, Magnoliopsida, Caryophyllales, Amaranthaceae. The coding region runs from base 239 to 1051 and encodes 270 amino acids. Gene Ontology annotation, cellular component: SAGA complex. The record is from RefSeq and is a predicted model, not a curated record.
UACUACUUAGAUAAGAACAAAACUUCAACAAAAAUUUAAUUUUAUCCAGUCUAUAUAUAUUUCAUACUCCGUAUAUUUAUAACUACUUUUAGAUCUUUCGCUGCACUGACUGUGCACACUCCCCUCUCUCUCCUACAGUGUUGCGGUUAUUCAAGAUUGUGCAGUUUAUAAAUUCAAUCAAAUGAAAAAAUACAAAAGAGAGGAAGUAUAGUACAAUUGCAAGAAGAUUUCACCAACAAUGUCAACAUCGGAAAUUGCCAGCAUUCUGGACAACUCGAAGGAGCUCGACCGCCUUCGGAAAGAGCAGGAAGAAGUUUUGUCUGAUAUUAAUAAGCUUCAUAAGAAGCUUCAAACCAAUCCUGAAGUAGUUGAGAAGCCUGGGGACACAUCUUUAUCGAAGCUUAAGCACUUGUACACCCAAGCUAAGGAACUAGCUGAAACUGAAGUGAGAGUAUCAAAUGUUUUACUAACACAGCUGGAUGCUUUGCUCCCUCCUGGGCCGCCUGGGCAGCAACGAAGAAGAGUAGAAGGUAAUGAGCAGAAGAAGAAACAGAAGAAAAAUGAUUCUGAUAUCCCAAGGGUCUCUCCUUCCAUGAGAAACCAACUUGAUAACUUUGCUAGUUUGAAAGGUGAACAGGUAGCAGCUAGGGUUACAACAGAUGAAACAGAGAAGGACGAGUAUAUUGUGGUGAAAGUGAUGCAUUAUGACAGGGAAACAAGAGAAUUUGAAGUGCUUGAUGAGGAACCUGGUGACGAUGAAGAGGGUGGUGGCCAAAGAAAAUAUAAGCUUCCUGCAUCACAUAUCAUACCUUUCCCCAAACGGAAUGAUCCUUCUACUGCUCUGGACUUCCCUCCUGGCAGAGCAGUUUUGGCUGUGUAUCCUGGUACAACAGCAUUGUACAAAGCAACAGUAGUGAAUCCAAAUCGCAAGAGGAAGACCGAUGAUUAUCUCCUUGAGUUUGAUGAUGAUGAAAGUGAAGAUGGAUCCAUGCCAAAAAGGACAGUACCAUUUCAUAAUGUGGUUGCCUUGCCAGAAGGACACCGACAAUGAUUAUGAUUCGCUCUUUUUUAUUGAAUAUUGUAACUAUUCAAACGAAUAAGGCAAUGUUAGGGCUUAUGCUUAGAGUGUCUUGAGGUAGCAGAAAGGGCAUGACCUGCCUAUUAUGUUGCUGUCUUGAAGCUAUGGUUGUGAAGAAGGUGAAACAUCUAGAUUACCGUGCAUUAGAGUGGUUAUAACAUGUAGGCUUCUGUAGGUGUUUCGUUGGUUUGGCGAAGACAAGGUAGUUGUAUAUGAUGAAUUCUGGUUUCUAGUGGUUAUGCCACGCAUUUACUGCUUCCCUUUGAUAUCUGCAAUGUUGCACUCAUUGCUCAAGUGAAUAACAUAUAAAUGAGGAUUUAGUUUGCAUGUAUGAUUAGUGGUAAUCUGCUAGAAAAGCAAGGAGAAGAUUUAGUUUGCAAGUAUGUAUUAGAGUUAAUCUGCCAGAAAAGCAAAGAGAGCUUGCUGUAUUAGAAAUUGUAAAGUGGCGUAUCCUUGUAUUCUGGAAAGAACUUGUAAUGCUCGGUGCAGUGAUUUGUACAAGAAACUGUAAAACACGCAUCUGUAUGACUGUAUGGUUUAUAUGCAUCACACAGAUCUGCGCGAGUGGGUGUUUCUUCCUUGCUCCUGACCAUGCUUUGUUUAGCUUGUUGAGGGACCUUUCCUUUGUUCUCUACUACAUUUCACACCUCCAAUUCUGGCAUGCUGGGUUGCAAUUUAUUUUGUAUUGAACUUUAUAUUUGUGAUAUAGUUUUGCUUUCUCUGGAAUAAAGUAUUUUGGUUUAUUUAUUAA